Messenger RNA from Phyllopteryx taeniolatus (common seadragon), 3551 nucleotides. It is a transcript of the gene inpp5ja, whose product is annotated as inositol polyphosphate 5-phosphatase K. The transcript has 13 exons. Gene Ontology annotation, biological process: phosphatidylinositol dephosphorylation; negative regulation of peptidyl-serine phosphorylation. Gene Ontology annotation, molecular function: phosphatidylinositol-4,5-bisphosphate 5-phosphatase activity; phosphatidylinositol-3,4,5-trisphosphate 5-phosphatase activity. Gene Ontology annotation, cellular component: plasma membrane; cytoplasm; ruffle. NCBI's taxonomy places the organism in Eukaryota, Metazoa, Chordata, Actinopteri, Syngnathiformes, Syngnathidae. The record is from RefSeq and is a predicted model, not a curated record. The coding region runs from base 331 to 2538 and encodes 735 amino acids.
AUGCGUCACUGAUGGGAGAGCGAGAGAGAGAGAGAGAGAGAGAGAGAGAGAGGGACAUAGCGGGGUUGACGUGCAGGAUGCUGUGUCCAACUGCAUGUUGCAACAUUAGGUCGGAUCAGCUCCAAUCCUCCUCCUCCUCCCCCUCCCCCUCCUCCUCCUCCUCAUCAGUCAACAUGUACGAAGUCACGUGACCACCUCCUGUCCCGACAGCCCGGUGGCCCGCGUACCACCAACACCGCCUCUCUCUCCGAUCCGGUUCUCCAUCCACCCUUAAGGAAUUUAUGAGCUGCACUCAGCGCUUCACCUUGCGGCAGAACGCAUGAAAGGCUAAUGGAUCACACACAGCAGAAACCACCCAUUGCACUUCCUCGUGGUCCCAACGUGCAACCUGGACGCUGUGCACUAACCACAGCAGGUCCAUGUCCACUUCAAGGACCCCCUGUCAUUGGAUCAUGUGGGACUGCGCAGGACAACCAGCCUGCACUCAAACCUCCCGCAGCGAGAGACCAAAUGCAAAUCAAGUCCGGGUCGGCCCCUGUAUCGUUGGCCGGCAUAAGCCGACCGAGACCCAGCGCCCUCGGGACGAAACCUGCUCCUCGACCCACCAGGGUCCCGACCAAGGAUAUAGAUUUGAUCCCGGUUUGCAUCCCAGGACCUCAGAGUGCCCACAUCCUGCCUCGUUCCCCAUUAGAGUCCUCGGUGUCUCCUCACAGUCCUCAGGCCUCCCUGAGCCCAAAUUGUAGUGUCAGUCCUCAACCACCUGUCAAUACAACACAAGCGCAGUGUCACAAGACCAGUGGCGAUAACAAUGACUUCAGGGUCCUCAUCGCCACAUGGAACGUGGGCUCGGCCGUCCCGCCGGAUGAUGUCAGCGAUCUGUUUGGACCCAGUGUGUCAGAUGGGAGUGUUGACAUGUUGGUCAUUGGGCUCCAGGAGGUGAACUCCAUGAUCAACAAGCGGCUGAAGGAUGCGCUUUUCUCAGACCAGUGGAGUGAGCUCUGCAUGGACACGCUCAGUCCCUUUGGAUAUGUCCUGGUGGCAUCCCAGCGGAUGCAGGGCGUUCUUCUGCUGGUCUUCUCCAAAUUUGUCCAUCUCCCGUUCCUCCGAGGCGUGCAGACACAGAGCACUCGUACAGGACUCGGCGGAUGUUGGGGUAACAAAGGUGGCGUGAGUGCAAGGAUGACCGUGUUCGGACACCCCGUGUGCUUCCUCAACUGUCACCUGCCCGCUCACAUGAGGAACCUGGAGCAGAGGAUGGAGGACUUUGAGAGCAUCCUGCAGCAGCAGCAGUUUGAAGGAGGGGCUGCGACCGGGAUGCUGGAUCAUGAUGUCGUGUUUUGGUUUGGAGAUUUAAAUUUCCGAAUUGAAGAUUAUGACAUUCAUGUGGUGAAAUGUGCAAUUGACAGCAAUAAGCUCCCCCUACUAUGGGAGAGAGAUCAGCUCAAUAUGGCUAAAAGCACUGAAUCCAUCCUGGAAGGCUUCUUGGAGGGUCCACUCAAAUUCCCACCCACGUAUAAGUUUGAUGUGGGCACACAUACAUAUGACACAAGUGCUAAAAAGAGGAAGCCCGCAUGGACCGAUCGCAUCCUCUGGCGCCUCCGCCGCACAGGCUCCCCUGUUCCUACCCACAAUGCAGCACUCCAGAGGGGUCUGACCUCAUGGCUGGGUGGCGCAACCAAAGUGACACAGCACGCAUACAAGAGCCACAUGGGCUUCACCAUCAGUGAUCAUAAGCCCGUGUCGGCCCUGUUUUCCCUGCAUUUCCCCUUCAGGGUGGACAUGCCUCUGGUGGAGCUGCAGGCCAACAAGGAAUGGUUCAAAGUUUCCGACGCCACAGUCAAGUUCACCUUUUCGUCCAAUUAUCAUCGCAGCUCAUGGGACUGGGUAGCCAUAUACAAGGUUGGAUUCAGACACCACAAAGAUUACCAAGCAUAUGUGUGGGCCAAAGGGGAGCACGCAGGACAGGUGUCUUUUUCGGAGGAGGACUUGCCAAGAGAUGAUUGUGAAUACAUCCUGGGCUUCUACAGUAAUAAUAUGAACAGCAUUGUUGGAUUGUCAACAAACAUCCAGAUUAAGCUUCCAAUCCACAGUCCGUCAGCACACCGCUCCGACAGCUCUGAGGUAAGUUCGGAAGACGACAGCACCCUGGUCCUGCUGGCUGCGAACUCCCGCAGUCCGAGCCCUAAACCCAUUAAGCAUCAUCACUGCCGCCACCGUCGUAGCCGCAGCCCCGCCGUCCCGGCUCUCUCGUCCAACCCCCUCCCCUCCCUGCAGGGCCUCAGCCUGUGUCCCCUGCCCAAAGAGACAGGCAGCCGCUCACCUGGCUCCCGCUCUAAAAAGGAACGACUGUUUUCCACCGGCUCUCUGUCGUCUCCGGCCGUCAGCCCGCUCAGUCCCCGGAGCCCUGUGUCUCCGGGCGGAGGGGUCACGGCACCGGAGGCCCUGAUUGCCGCCAUGUUAGGGGAGCACAGGCCUGCUCAGGUUAGCCCCACGGGGCUCAAACAGCUUGGACAUGCAGGGGGAAACAACACUUCAUAGAGGAGAUGGACCCUGAACUAUGUCAUGACUCGUGUGUGUGCAACCCUGCAAUUCUCUAUUUCCGAAGCAUCUUACACUGUGUUUAUCCGGGAGUCACAUCCCAAUGACAAGUGCUUUUAUAGACUCACAAACUCCAAUGUGUAGAAACACACAUAUUGAAUGUGAAGCCAAACAUGCAGACAGUCAAAAUAUGGAUUGACUUUAUUGAUGUGCGUGUUGGAGAUGAUGCGUGUGUUGGCCUUUGUCAUGAAACAAAUGCUAAAAACUUGCAAUCGGGAUUAAGUGAUAGUUUCAAAUUGAACUGGAGUUCCUGGUCAUUAUUCAUAGCAUUACCAAAUUUAACAUUUAAUGAAUUGCGACUUGAGUCACUGACCGUAUAUAUAGUGGUUUACUCACCUGAUUUCCAUGCAGGUAGCGUGGGUUCAAUUCCCACUCAGCGACGAGGUGAAUGUGAGUGUUGUCUACCUCUAUAUGUGCUCUGUGAUUAAGAGGCCACCACUCCGAGGUGUACACCGCCUUUCACAUCAAAUGUAUUUAUUCAUUUAAAUUUUUUAUUUUAUUUAUGUCAUUAAAUAUUUGGUUAAUUGAUUUAUUGUGAAUAAUAAAAGACAAAAUAUUUGUUAAAUAAACAAUAUUACAUAUACAUUAAGACGUUUUUGUUUAAUUCAAUAUUUGGUUAUUAAAAUUAAAUUAAUUGUAAAUUUAAAAAUAUUAUUACAAUAUAUAUAUAUAUUUUUUUUUUUACACAUUUUACAUACAAAUUCAACCGUUUUUUUUGUUAUUUUUUUAACCUCAUGUACUAAUGAUCUGGCCCAUCUGUCCAUUUUAGAAAUGUGGCCCCUUGAGCACGAAAGUUUGCCCAUUCGACCAAAUAUUGGAACCCUGUCCUAUAGAACUCAAUGAUUGGAUGUCAAAUCAAAUGUUUUUUUCGUGUGGUUUGCUUCAAAAAUCUACAUUUGUUUGCAUUCUUCUUGGCUGUGUGUGUGUGUGCUAAUAAAGAGUAACAAACGUGA